AUAUAAGAAGUAGGGGCACAAAAUGAAAUAAAAAAUUAGUUUGUGGGUUCGUUUAUAAAGUCACCCUCUCCAGCUCUGCUUGCUUGAUUGAGCCUCUGGCAAUAGGCCAUGUGAUCUUGCUAGGAUUGGAUUCCUCUCUCUGAUUGACUUCCGGCAGAAGCUAUCGGAAAACGACGUCAAUCCGGACGCUAUCGUCGGAAUCUGAGGAGCAUUGUCGGAGAAGCUUGGGAGAAUUGCUAUGAGUGGCGUACGGAACAGUGUUGAAACUGUGAAUGCGGCUGCAACCGCCAUUGUUGCGGCUGAAAGCAGAGUGCAACCAGAUGUCGUUCAGAAGAGGAGAUGGAGUAGCUGUUGGAGCAUUUACUGGUGUUUCGGAUCAUACAAACAAAGCAAGCGAAUCGGCCAUGCUGUUCUUGUCUCCGACUCGGCUCCAACUGGCGUCGUACCUCCAGUUGCCGAAAACGGUAACCAUUCUUCUACCAUAGUCUUGCCAUUUGUAGCCCCUCCUUCUUCCCCAGCUUCUUUCCUACAGUCCGACCCUCAGUCGUCCAUUCAAUCGCCUUCCGGUUUACUCUCCCUCGCGUCCCUCUCCGUUCAUGUCCAAUCUCCCGGAGGGACUGCGCCGAUUUUUACGAUCGGCCCGUAUGCUCAUGAAACCCAGUUAGUUUCGCCACCCGUGUUUUCUACCUUCACCACGGAGCCGUCGACCGCUUCUUUCACCCCACCCCCCGAACCCGUGCACCAGAUGACUACACCUUCUUCCCCGGAAGUCCCAUUCGCCGAGCUCUUGUCUUCUUCACUCGCUCGAAGCCGGAGGAGCGGCGGGACGAGCAUGAAAUACUUGUCUCAAUAUGAGUACAAGCCUUAUCAGUACCCGGGAAGCCCCGGCAGCCAUGCUCGAUCGCCGGGGUCGGCGGUUUCGACUUCGGGUACCUCGUCGCCAUUCCCCGACAAGCGCCCGAUUAUCGGAUACGAGCAUUUUCCUAACUAUAAGUGGGAUUCGAGAGUUGGUUCCGGGUCAUUGACGCCGAACGACGGAAUUUCGAGAUUCGGUUCUGGAGCUUUGACUCCGAAUGGUGGCGUUUCGAGGCUCGGCUCGGGAGCUUUGACGCCGAACGGCGGGAUUUCGAGGUUGGGCUCCGGGACCUUGACGCCCAAUGGCGGCGGAGAAGCUGAAAUCCCAACCCGAAACGGCAAGAUCUCUGAGGUCAAAGUGCUCGUCAACUCCGACGAUGCUGUGGUUGGGCAUAGAGUCUCGUUCGAAUUGUUCGGCGAAGACAUCCCGACGUGCACGGUGAGUGCGCCAAUCCCUCCGCUUAACAACCUCGCCGGGAAUCUACAGGUUGCAUCGGGACAAGAUGCGAAGGAAGAUAAUCCUACGGGUACUACGAACACAGACAACCUUAAAGAUCUCUUCAACGACGAAAAUGUUACUGAACUUCCCUCGAACCCGUCAUAUGCCGAAGAAGAAGAUCAGAAGAGCCGUACCAUAUCGCUUGGUUCGAGUAAAGAUUUCAACUUUAACAAUGCAAAGGGAUCGGGGACCGACAAAUCGAGCGUCGAAUGCGAGUGGUGGACUAAUGACACAGCUGCGACGAACGAGGAAAGCCCGCGGAAUAGCUGGAGUUUCUUCCCGAUGCUACGCUCGGAAGCUCGAUGACGACGGCGGCGACGACGGACAUGUAUAUAUAUCACAUCCUCCAAUAAUCUAGAUGAAUCUUUCUGCAUGCUCUCUCAAAAGAGGUACCUCUAUAUCCCAUACAUCUUUUCUUUCUGGGUUUCGACAUGGUAUAUGUUGUCUAGAACUUU
Messenger RNA from Andrographis paniculata, 1809 nucleotides. RefSeq lists its product as uncharacterized. NCBI's taxonomy places the organism in Eukaryota, Viridiplantae, Streptophyta, Magnoliopsida, Lamiales, Acanthaceae. The record is from RefSeq and is a predicted model, not a curated record. The transcript is spliced from 2 exons. The coding region runs from base 239 to 1660 and encodes 473 amino acids.